AUGUGUGAAGUGGUGGCCAAAAGUGUGAUGUCUUCGCGACCGGAAGUGCUAUCGUUUUACAAACAAGUCAUCCGUUUAUCGAAGGCAUGGAAAGCGAAGAAUGAAUUGAAGACAAGCGAAGAGCGGAUCUAUAUUAGGACUGAAGCCAAACGACUCAUCGAUGGCAACAAACACUUGACUGAAGACAAGGAGAUCAGGAAAUGCAUCGCCGAUGGGAUGAGACGACUACAAGUGGCCCAACACUACGGCAUACCAUAUCCGCGACCAAUCUAUUACCCGACCGGCGCUUACCUCAGAAAACAGAAAUGA
Medioppia subpectinata is the source of this 309-nucleotide messenger RNA. Lineage: Eukaryota; Metazoa; Arthropoda; Arachnida; Sarcoptiformes; Oppiidae. The record is from the annotation of a GenBank genome assembly.